AUGACUUUGAAGAUGACGCCAAGAACUCGAAUGAAUGCAAAAGUCUUCGGAAUCACUGCUCCCUCAAGACAAGAAGAUCCAAUGCAAGAUUCAUCUCGUAAAAAGAAUGAAAAUAAACAAUUUCAAUAUUUUCAUAGCAAAGAGUAUAAAUUUAUUUGCGAAAUCGUUAGUAGAUUUUCAGUCGAAAAGACAGGUAUGUAUUUAAAACGCGUCAAAGAACCUCUAUUUCAAGCACAUCUAAGAAGAGUUAUCGAAAACGAACAAGAGAAUCUUAAAAAAUUAAAAGAAAAAACGAAAUACGAUGAAAAGGAACAAUAUGGAAAGGAAUUAGAAGAAUUACGCGAGCAAUACAACAAAUUAACUCAAGCAGAAGAUGAUUUACAAAGAACAUAUAAUAGCGUCAAUAGUACUUUUGCAAGAUUAGUAUAUGAAUGUAACGAAUCAGUCAUCGGAAAUACUGCAAUGCUCUAUCAAGAAGAUUAUGAAAGGUUAUUAGAUCUAAAUAAAAGCCAGCGUGAUGCAUUACGACAAAGAGAAUACAGAGAACUUUGUAACGAAGGUAAUGAAGCACUUCUAGAUAUGCUUACUAAGGAAACAAAAAAGAAUUAUGAUGCAAUAAAAGAGAUAGAAGAAAGAAUCGAAAAAAGAAAAGAACAUGACAAAGAAAUAUCAUUUCAAUUAAGCGAACUCAGAGUUGAAUAUGAAAAUGCUCUUGCGAAGAAAUUUAAUGCUAGAAAUGAAGAUUUGAAUGUCAAGAUGACAGAAAUUAUUGAAUGGGUUCAUAACAAUGAUCCUUUCAUUGCAAUGAACCAAUUUGAAGAUGCACAAAAGAAAAAGAUUGUUGAAAAAAGUGUCUAUGACUUAAUUCAAUCAGUUGGAGAUGGCAAAAUUUCUGACUAUGAUGUUCUUGAUCCACCUGUUGUUCCAAAACUCCCAGAAAUGGACAUCAACAUUGAAUGA
Trichomonas vaginalis G3 is the source of this 960-nucleotide messenger RNA. RefSeq lists its product as uncharacterized. The record is from RefSeq and is a predicted model, not a curated record. The coding region runs from base 1 to 960 and encodes 319 amino acids. NCBI's taxonomy places the organism in Eukaryota, Parabasalia, Trichomonadida, Trichomonadidae. The transcript has a single exon.